Messenger RNA from Dufourea novaeangliae, 1290 nucleotides. Its product is annotated as sodium/potassium-transporting ATPase subunit beta-2-like. The coding region runs from base 287 to 1261 and encodes 324 amino acids. Lineage: Eukaryota; Metazoa; Arthropoda; Insecta; Hymenoptera; Halictidae. The record is from RefSeq and is a predicted model, not a curated record. The transcript has 7 exons. Gene Ontology annotation, cellular component: sodium:potassium-exchanging ATPase complex. Gene Ontology annotation, biological process: intracellular sodium ion homeostasis; intracellular potassium ion homeostasis; sodium ion export across plasma membrane. Gene Ontology annotation, molecular function: ATPase activator activity.
CCAACGAGACUGACUACGCGCGAUACCGUUCCGUUUUACUUCGCGGCAAACUACGGCCCGAGCACCUUCCGUUCGAGAGGAUUUGCAACCUCGUCGAGCAGUCGCGAGGCCGUUGUACCUACUCCUUCCUUUAAACUCUCGAGAAUAUAUAUUUACCACGGACCUGCCACUGCAUCCCAUCGCGCGCGUACGGUGACUUUAUGCACGAGUUAAGGACAGCUCCAUCGCGAAGCCAGUUCCGAGUGAGAGUAUCGCGAGUUACGGAAAGUCAAAACGGUUCGACAGCAUGCCCGGCAAAACGCAACUGAAGAAGGACCCUUACGAGUUCGAUUACAAUAGAGUGCCCGAAUCGAAGACGAAAUGGAUGGCCGUUCGAGAUUACAUUCACGAUCCCGCCGAGGGCACUUACUGUGGUCACACGGGAAAGAAAUGGGCUAUCACUGGAGCAUUCUACGCUGUCUUUUUCACCGUAUUGGCCUUACUGUUUGCCAUUUGCAUGAAAGGACUGUUGGCUACGUUAAAUAACGAACGACCGAGAUGGAUUCUGGAGGAAAGUUUGAUAGGGACAAAUCCAGGUUUAGGUUUUCGGCCAAUUUCUAACAACACAGAAGAAAAGUCGUUAAUUUGGUACAGCUCGUCGGAUCCAGCGUCUGUGCAGAAAUGGACUGGCUUGUUAGAUGAAUUCUUAGAAGAGUACAUGAACUCGUCACUUUUACCAAAUGGUGGUAGAAACCAGCAGAUUUGUAGUUUUGACACGCUAGUGAAGCCUGGACAUGUUUGCGCAGUCGACGUGAACAAUUGGGGACCAUGUUCGCCAAGUCAACAAUACGGCUUCAACAAUUCAGCCCCUUGUGUUUUCAUUAAAUUAAACAGGAUAUACGGUUGGGAACCGGACUGUUAUAAUGACACUGCCAAUUUGCCGAGCGAAAUGCCAGCGAGCCUCGUGGAACACAUCAAAUCCGUCAACAGUUCAUGGCUGAAUACCGUGUGGGUAUUAUGCACAGGUGAAAAUCCUCAUGACAAAGAGGUCAUCGGGGAAAUAAACUAUUACCCGAAGAGUCAGGGAUUUCCGAAAUAUUAUUAUCCAUACAAAAACAUUCCUGGUUACUUAAGCCCCGUAGUCGCUGUACAUUUCCUGCGGCCAGCAAGGAACAGAAUAAUCAACGUCGAAUGUCGGGCAUGGGCCAAGAACAUAAAAUAUGGCACUACUAAGGACUAUCUAACAGGAUUGAUUCGUUUCCAGCUUAUGAUUGACGAAUGACCAUAACCGUUUUCCUAAAAGAAAAUUCC